This is a messenger RNA of Ipomoea triloba (trilobed morning glory), 1439 nucleotides long. RefSeq names its product protein VTE6, chloroplastic-like. The transcript has 5 exons. Bases 154 to 1215 code for a protein of 353 amino acids. Gene Ontology annotation, cellular component: chloroplast inner membrane. The record is from RefSeq and is a predicted model, not a curated record. Lineage: Eukaryota; Viridiplantae; Streptophyta; Magnoliopsida; Solanales; Convolvulaceae.
UUAUUCCUGUUUGGUGUUUGCAGUGAACAGCUACCUCUUCCUCACUUGUCUCCAAUCCAGCUUCGAAUUGUGGAGCCGCCAUUGCCAUAGAUGAAUUUCUUCAUCUUUGGUGGUUACCAGCCGGCUUGAUUACAGAAUUCCCCAUUUCCGGCAAUGUAUGCAGCUUUCCACGUCUCUUUCUUCUCCACCUUCAGCUCAGACAAAGCUGCUUACACUUUCUUCAACCACUCAAAAAUGGCGACUUUAGCUCCAACAUUCACAUUCCCGCAUCACCCUUCAUUAUUCCUCGCUCCUCGCCACUCAAAUCUCUCUUUUCCUCCUUCCAAUUUCCCAAUCCAAAACCCUAGCCCGCUCAAGAGACUGCACAUCCAGCCUUCUGUCAGAGCCCAAGCAGCUCCCACCGAUCUCGGGGUAGUACAGAGAGUAGUCCAAUUGGUCCUGACCUCGCCGCCGACGUGGCAGUCCGCCGUUGCCAGCAACCUCAUCAUCUUCGUCCUCGGUUCUCCGCUUUUGGUCUCUGGCCUGUCGCUCUCCGGCUCGGCGUCGGCUUUCUUGCUCGCCACUCUCACUUGGCGCGCCUUUUGGAUCCCUGGCUUUCUCCUUGCGGCAAUCUACUUCAUACUUGGGACAGCUGUAACUAAGGUGAAGUUGGCUCAGAAGGAAGCUCAAGGUAUUGCAGAGAAGAGGAGUGGAAGGAGAGGACCGGGAAGUGUGAUCGGUUCCAGUUCAUCUGCAUGCGUGUGUGCCUUACUGUCAAUUAAAGGGAUUGGCGGAGCUGCAUUCUCUCGGCUUUGGGAACUUGGAUUUGUGGCGUGUUUCUGUACUAAGUUGAGUGAUACUGUCUCAAGCGAGAUCGGGAAGGCAUAUGGUAAAACAACAUACCUCGUCACGACACUCAAGGUAGUUCCAAGAGGAACAGAAGGGGCAGUGAGCGUUGAGGGGACUUUGGCUGGACUUUUUGCUUCAAUUCUCCUGGCCUCCACUGCUUGUAUAAUGGGUCAGAUAAAUAUACCCGAAGUGGCUAUAUGCGUUUUGGCUUCCCAAAUUGCCAACGUUGGCGAGAGUCUGAUAGGCGCUGCACUUCAGGAGAAGCAAGGAUUUCAAUGGCUCAACAAUGAUGCUGUGAAUGUGAUCAACAUAUUCAUGGGCACCAUUCUUGCAAUCCUAAUGCGGCAAAUAGUCUUCCUCUUCAAAACAACUGUAAAACCGUUUUAACUGUUCAAGAACAGCCGGUUUAUUUAUUUAAAAAACAGAACAAAGUCAGGCUGUUACGGGUUAAACUAUUUAAAAAAAAAAAAAAAAAAAAAACUGCAACUUGUAUAUACACAUAUUCUAAUGUUAGAUUAUGUAAUUCUUUUUCUUCUUCCUAGUCGAAUUUAAGUUUUGUAUUAAUUUUGUGUUCUACAUAUUAUACUGUCAUUUAACUGUUUGGUCUUCAA